AUGGUUCUGCUCAGAGAGUCGGUACGGCGUCCAUGCCUCCAGCGCCUGCCAAAUGCCCUCCGGGCUGGGCUAUCGCCCAAGUUCACCUCCCCACCGCAGCUGCAGACACACCAGAGGCUGCACCUCAGCUCUGCAAGCUCCGCGUCGCGCGACCUGGCCAGGUUCCUCAAGGUGUCGGACGAGGUCCAGGAUGCCAUCGCAACAAAGAAACCGGUGGUGGCGCUCGAGACGACGAUAUACACCCACGGCGCCCUGGGCAGAGACCUCCCCGAGGUCCUCGAGUCUGUCGUCCGUGAGAACGGUGCGGUGCCUGCCACCAUAGGCGUGCUCGAUGGUCUGGCCAGGGUCGGUAUGAACCCCGCCGAGGUCGACCGCAUGGUCCAGGAGGGCGCCACGAAGCUCUCGAGGAGGGACCUCGCCUACAUCGUCGGCACGGGCAUGACAGGCCGGAAACUGCACGGGGGAACGACCAUCGCCGGGACAAUGCUGCUCGCCCAGGCGGCCGGGAUCCGCAUCUUUGGCACCGGCGGUCUUGGGGGCGUGCACCGCGGCGGCGAGAACUCACUCGACAUCUCUGCGGACUUGACAGAGCUGGGCCGCACCAGGGUCGCUGUCAUCAGCAGCGGGCCCAAGGGCUUCCUGGACAUCCCGCGGACGCUCGAGUAUCUCGAGACACAGGGCGUCCUCGUCGCCACUUUUUCCGACGGCCGCAGCGGGGAUGUCGAUCUCCCUGCGUUCUGGGCCCGGGAGAGCGGCAUCAGGAGCCCCUUCACGGUGCAUGAUGAGCAGCAGGCGGCUGCCAUCAUGCUGGCACAGGAGCGACUGGGGGUUGAAAGCGGGAUGCUGUUGGCGAACCCGAUCCCCGCAGAGCAUGAGAUACCAAGGGAGGUGCUGGAGAAGAUCAUUGACACAGCUGUGCGCGAGGCGGACGAGCAGGGCUUCAGGGGGAACGCGAACACCCCCUUCAUCCUCAAGAGGAUCAGGGAGCUGAGUAACAACCAGAGUGCGCCUGCAAACUUGCAUCUUGUACAAUCCAACGUGGCCCGGGCAGCGAGGGUUGCUCACGAGCUCUACAAGCUUGAGGCGGGAGACGGGGCUGCAAGGUCGCAUUACCAACCAGCCCCACCGGUACUACGCGCGUAUCAGCAGGACGGUCAUGAGCUUCCAGAGGUGAAGGAUAGCCCAUCUAAAGCAGACAUCUUGGUCGCUGGGUCGGUUGCUCUCGACCUCAAUUGCAAUUUCCACAACGACGGGCACCCUGACCCCAAGCCCGUCUCACCCGUGCUGUACACGUCAAACCCUGCGGGAAUCACCCAGUCCAUUGGGGGCGUCGGCCACAAUGUCGCACUGGCUGCCCAGAGCGUACACCGCGCCCUCAAGGUCAAGCUGUGCAGCAUGAUUGGGAGCGACAUCGCCGGCGCAACGAUCCUCACGAGCAUGGAGAAGAACGGGCUGGACACCAGCUACAUCCGCCAGCUGGGGCCCGAGUACGCAUCCGCGCGGACAGCCCAGUACGUGGCAGUCAACGACGCCGAGAAGAGCCUGUUCACAGCCAUGGCGGACAUGGCCAUCUUGACGGCGCACUGCUUCCCCACGUACUGGGCUUCCAUCAUCAAGGCGACCAAGCCCAAGUGGCUGGUGGUGGACGGCAACUGGUCGCCCAAGGACAUCCACCACUGGAUCAAGACCGGAGGCCAGGGUGGCGCCAAGGUCGCGUACGAGCCCGUGUCCAGCGUCAAGGCGGCGGGACUGUUCCCCAAGGGCCACACGCUGCCUCUCUUCCCGCAUGCCGCCCUCAGCAUCGCGACGCCGAACCAGUACGAGCUGGCGGCCAUGUACACGGCUGCCAAGGACAACGGCUACCUGGACAGCAUGCCGUGGUUCGAGGUGGUCGACGCCUUCGGGAUGCACGGCGGCGCGAGGGACAGGUUCGUCAGGCUCACGUCGACGGAGAUCACGGACGCGGGGCUCCCCGUGCAGAGCAUCCAGCUGUUGCCGUACAUACCGACCAUCAUCACCAAGAUGGGGGACAAGGGCGCCCUGCUCACGACGAUCCUGGGGCCCAACGACCCGCGCCUGCUGGACCCGGAGCACGAGCGGUACAUCCUCGCCCGCGCGACGCCGGGCCACCCGUCCGUCGGGGCCGUCUACAUGAGGCUCUACCCGGCCGUGGAGCGGGUCGGCACGCCCAUCUCGGUCAACGGCAUGGGCGACACCUUCCUCGGGACGCUGGUCGCGGGCCUGGCGCUCGGGGGCAGGGCCGAGGACCUCGUGGACGUCGCGCAGAACGCGGCCGUCAUGACGCUCAAGAGCCACCUGAGCGUCAGCCCGGAUCUGGGGGCCCUGGGCCAGAAGCUCCUGGCUGCAUGCGGGCGGGACAAGUUCUGA
Messenger RNA from Diaporthe citri, 2388 nucleotides. RefSeq lists its product as uncharacterized. Gene Ontology annotation, molecular function: pseudouridylate synthase activity. The record is from RefSeq and is a predicted model, not a curated record. Lineage: Eukaryota; Fungi; Ascomycota; Sordariomycetes; Diaporthales; Diaporthaceae. The transcript has 3 exons. The coding region runs from base 1 to 2388 and encodes 795 amino acids.